UUCAGUUCAGCCCACUCUGUUGUCUGUUGUUCUCUCUCGCUGAAGGUCUCAAUCUGUGCACCAGCGGAAGCGCCACAUCCUGUGAAGAGUGUCUUCUCAUCCAUCCCAAGUGUGCCUGGUGCUCCAAGGAGGAAUUUGGCAGCACAAAGUCCAUCACAUCACGGUGUGACUUCCUGCAGAACCUGAUUGCAAACGGUUGUGCCGGAGCCAUCGAAAACCCCAGCAGCAGCAUAAGCGUGGUGAAGAACGUUCCUCUGAGCAGCAAGGGCUCGGGCCAAACUCACCUGGAUGUCACGCAGAUCACACCUCAGAAGGUUGCCUUGAAUCUUCGUCCUGGUGACAAGACCUCCUUCCGUGUUCAGGUUCGGCAAGUUGAGGACUAUCCUGUGGAUCUGUACUACCUGAUGGAUCUCUCCCUGUCAAUGAACGACGACCUAGAUAAUAUUCGCAAUCUGGGGACGAAGCUGGCUGAAGAGAUGCGAAAGCUCACCAGCAAUUUUCGGCUGGGGUUUGGCUCUUUCGUGGACAAAAACAUUUCUCCCUUCUCCUACACAGCACCAAGAUACCAGAACAAUCCCUGCAUUGGUUACAAGCUGUUCCCCAGUUGCGUCCCAUCCUUUGGCUUCCGCCACCUCCUGUCCCUAACGGAUAAAGUCGACCGUUUCAAUGAAGAAGUUCAGAAACAGAAGGUUUCCCGCAACCGAGAUGCUCCGGAGGGUGGUUUUGAUGCGAUUUUGCAGGCUGCUGUGUGCAAGGAGAAGAUUGGCUGGCGUAAGGAGGCAUCUCACCUGCUGGUCUUCACAACGGAUGAUGUGCCCCACAUAGCCCUGGAUGGGAAGCUGGGAGGGCUGGUGCAGCCCCACGAUGGCCAGUGCCACCUGAAUGAAGCCAAUGAGUACAGUGCAUCCAGCCAGCUGGAUUAUCCUUCCCUGGCACUUCUUGGGGAGAAACUUGCUGAAAACAACAUCCACCUGAUUUUCGCUGUUACAAAAAGUCAUUACAUCCUAUACAAGAACUUCACUGCCUUGAUUCCUGGGACAACAGUGGAGAUUUUGCACAAAGACUCCAAGAACAUCAUCGAGCUGAUCGUCAAGGCCUACAACAGUAUUCGUUCGAAGGUGGAGCUCACAGUCUGGGACAGCCCUGAGGACAUUGGCUUGACCUUCACUGCCACGUGCCAGGAUGGGUUGUCUUAUCCGGGGCUCAGGAAGUGUGGGGAUCUCAAAAUAGGAGAUACGGUUUCCUUCGAGGUGGCGGUGGAGGCGCGGAGCUGCCCCGCUGAGGACACCUCCCACACCUUCACCAUCAAG
Messenger RNA from Nestor notabilis (Kea), 1310 nucleotides. It is a transcript of the gene ITGB5, whose product is annotated as integrin, beta 5. Gene Ontology annotation, biological process: cell-matrix adhesion; integrin-mediated signaling pathway; cell migration. The transcript is spliced from 9 exons. Gene Ontology annotation, molecular function: integrin binding. Lineage: Eukaryota; Metazoa; Chordata; Aves; Psittaciformes; Psittacidae. The record is from RefSeq and is a predicted model, not a curated record. Gene Ontology annotation, cellular component: focal adhesion; integrin complex; cell surface. The annotation marks the transcript as partial.